AUUAACGAUCGAUCAAACCGCCCCUCGAUUGUUAAUUUAGCAGAUCUUGUUUUACAUCCUCUUCCUUCGUCUCCAGAAGCUUUGAACAACCAUGUCAACUAAACGCGCCUUGCAUUUCGUUUUUAAAGUAGGGAACAGGACCGAAACGGCCAAGUUUUACAGGGAUAUACUUGGCAUGAAGUUUUUGCGUCAUGAAGAAUUUGAGGAAGGAUGUAAAGCGGCCUGCAACGGACCAUAUGACGGGAAAUGGAGCAAAUCUAUGGUUGGUUACGGGCCCGAGGAUAACCAUUUUGUUGUGGAAUUGACAUACAAUUAUGGCAUUGGCAGUUACAAGCUUGGAACUGAUUUUAGAGGCAUCACAAUUCAUUCCAAAAAGGUUAUUGAAAAUGCCCAAAAGAAUGGUUACCCGGUAACUGAGGAGGGAGACAAGAAGGUGGUUAUCUCCCCUGAUGGUUACAGAUUUAUUGUGGUGGACGAGGAUGUAAGGGAGGUAAGCAAGUAUGACCCAGUUAAAAAAGUGACUCUAGCUUCAUCAGAUUUGAAAAAGUCAGUUGACUACUGGUCAAGGCUAGCUGGGAUGACGGUGUACACCCAGACGGAGAAGACCGCUCUGCUGGGCUACGGUGAUGACCAGUGUAGCCUAGAGCUGUACGACAUCGGAGGAGAUGUGGAUCAUGGGACAGCCUUUGGACGGAUUGCCUUCUCUUGUCCAGCCGCAGAGCUACCUGGAAUAGAACAAACUAUGAAGUCGGAAGGACAGAAGAUCCUGACCCCUCUGGUUAGUCUGGACACCCCUGGUAAGGCCACAGUCUCUGUGGUCAUUCUGGCUGACCCGGACGGACACGAGAUCUGUUUUGUUGGGGACGAGGCAUUCCGAGAACUCUCCCAGGUGGAUCCGAAUGCUGACAAGCUUCUGGAUGAGGCUGUUGCUGCAGAUAAAAGUGAUGAGUGGUUUGCGAAAAAAGGUCGCACAAAGGCAUCGGCGGAAUGA
Liolophura sinensis is the source of this 991-nucleotide messenger RNA. Its product is annotated as glyoxalase domain-containing protein 4-like. NCBI's taxonomy places the organism in Eukaryota, Metazoa, Mollusca, Polyplacophora, Chitonida, Chitonidae. The record is from RefSeq and is a predicted model, not a curated record.